AUGGUGGAUGUUGAUGUUUGUACGGGUGGAGAUAGUACCAGAAGAAAAAUGGAUGCCCUGGCAGAUAGUGCGGUUGAGAUUGUCCCUUUGGAGCUCUAUGAUUCAGCCAGAGCAAAAAUAGCUGCUAAUCUACAAUGGAUCUGUGCUAAAGCCUACGGAAUAGACAAUGUCCCAGAGGAGCUGAAGGACCCAUUUUACAUAGACCAGUAUGAGCAGGAGCACAUUAAACCCCCGGUCAUCAAGCUGCUGCUGUCCAGUGAGCUGUACUGCCGUGUCUGCAGCCUCAUUCUGAAGGGGGAUCAGGUGGCUGCGCUGCAGGGACACCAGUCGGUGAUCCAGGCUCUGUCUCGAAAAGGGAUUUACGUCAUGGAGAGUGAUGAUACACCUGUGUCUGAAUCUGAUCUGGGCUGUGCACCAAUCAAAAUGAGUUCUCACAUGGCAAUGAUCGAUGCUCUAAUGAUGGCCUAUACUGUGGAAAUGAUCAGCAUUGAAAAGGUGGUUGCUAGCGUCAAGCGUUUCUCUACAUUCAGUGCCUCAAAAGAACUGCCCUAUGAUUUGGAGGAUGCAAUGGUUUUCUGGAUUAACAAGGUGAACCUUAAAAUGAGAGAGAUAACAGAAAAAGAGAUUAAAUUAAAACAGCAACUAAUGGAAAGUCCAGGACACCAAAAGGUGCGUUACCGAAGAGACCAUCUUUCAAGCAGGCAAUUGCCGUACUUUCCUUUGCUUGAAGACUUGAUGAAGGAUGGCAGUGAUGGUGCUGCUCUUCUAGCUGUGAUACACUAUUAUUGUCCGGAGCAUAUGAAAUUAGAUGAUAUUUGUUUGAAGGAGGUAACAUCAAUUGCAGACAGCCUCUAUAAUAUUCAACUCUUGAGAGAAUUCUCAAAUGAGUAUCUAAACAAAUGCUUUUACCUCACAUUGGAGGACAUGUUAUAUGCUCCUUUGGUUUUAAAGCCUAACGUCAUGGUCUUCAUUGCGGAACUCUUCUGGUGGUUUGAGAAUGUCAAACCAGACUUUGUACAACCACGAGAUAUUCAGGAAAUAAAAGAUGUUAAAACAGUGUUGCAGCAAAAGAGCAGUCGCCCGCCUGUUCCUAUUUCCAAUGCAACCAAGCGCAGUUUCAUGGCCAGCCCCGCUACCACGAGUCCCGCGGAGCUGCAGCCCUCGGCUCAGGCAGGCCCUGAAGCUUGCAGUAGGUACUACCUGCACCCCGAGGAGCCUGACUAUCUUGGUAAAGGAGGAAGCCCUGCCUUUAGCCCUUCCCAUCCACUGCUCCCUUUGAGACAAAAGCAGCAAAAAUCUUUACAGGGAGAAGACAGCCCUGGUCAUCGUCAUCGUUCCAAUUCUCUGACCCGUGUUGAUGGGCAGCCACGAGGUUCAAUUCUUGCAUGGCCAGAGAGGAAACCCAGGCCUCUGUCUCAGCCAACACCAUUUGCUCUUCAUCAUUCUGCCAGCAGUGAUGUGGACCCUGGGUCUGGUGACAGCAUUAGUCUGGCUAGAUCAAUCAGCAAGGACAGUCUUGCUUCAAACAUUGUUAAUGUCACUCCGAAAAAUCAGCCGCAUCCUACAUCAACGAAAACGAACGGGAAGAGCUUGCUGAACAACGUUGAAAUUGAGGAUGAAGAUGAGGAACUUAUUGCAAUAAUCAGAUCUGAAGAAAGGCCAAACCGUGGUGAUCCUGAAUUGCCGAAUGCCUCAGCCAGGGUGCCCAGCAUAGUUGCAAGUGCGUGGUCUCCAAAAACAAAUAGCGAGACUUUAGAAAGCAAACCGGACAGUUUUCACUUGGAGCCCUUAAUGCCUGCUAUACUAAAACCAGCAAAGGAAAAACAGAUAAUCAAUAAAGAGGAUGAAUGUGGGGAAGGGAAACAAAGGAGUUUUAUAACAAAGAGAUUAAACGAGGGACACUUGUCUUUGAUUCGCAAGAAAACAAAUAGCAGUCAUGGUGACCGUGACCAUGACCUCAAUAGGACUUUUACUCCGAUUUCCAGUUCUGAUUUCACUCCAGUUCCAGAUCCUAGCGCUGCAGACUCGGUGGCUUUGCUGGAAGCAGGGUUGGAAGCUUCUAGACCUUUGGCGAGUAGCAGUUUAGAUCCCUCCGCUCAGGAGCUGUCCUCUGGAGGAUUUUUUCUUCAUGCUGCUAAAUCUGAUGAUGACAUAGCGGGUAAAGUCAAUGUAAGUUAUGUGAAAAGCCUCAACCUGCGUGUUCCGGAUACUACGUGGACUAUGGUGAGACAGGACUCUGAUUCAGAUCUCUUAGACAUAGAAGAUGCUGAGCAGGAUUUGGUAGUCCUCGAUGACCAUCCUAUCGUCGCUAAAUACAUCGGUGAGGAAGAAUCUGCAAAACUGCAGGAAGAUAUGAAGGUAAAAGAACAUGAAGAUAAGGAUGAUGCUAGUGGGCGUUCCAGCCCCUGUUUGAGUACAAUUUCUCAAGUUAGCAGUGUGUCAGUGGCUAGCGGGAGUGUCCGAAUGACCAAUUUUGCAGAACGGAAGCUUCAGAGGCUAAAUAGCUAUGAAACAAAGUCCAGCACAAGUAGUUCACAAAAGACCACACCAGAUGGAUCAGAAAGCUGCCCAGCACCACUGACCACAUGGAAACAAAAGCGAGAACAAAGUCCCAACAGACAAAAUAAAGAUAAUGUUAAUCUUUUAGCUUCUGAAUUGGCGCAGCUUCAUAUGCAGUUGGAAGAGAAACGAAGGGCAAUAGAAGCUCAGAAGAAGAAGAUGGAAGCCUUAUCAGCAAGGCAACGACUAAAAUUGGGCAAGGCAGCUUUCUUGCACGUUGUUAAAAAAGGGAAAUCUCCUGAUGUUCCACAGGCACUCAAACCAGAACAUUUUGCGAAAGAAUAUUCUCGGCACAAUGGUGAAGAGUUGGAUGAAGUUUCUUUGGGUUCCAAAUCCGAGGAGUUUCUUGUCAAAGAGGAGGAGAGAGAAGAAAUGCUUAAUGACUCUCAAGAGGUAACAAAAGUAAAAAUGCAAGAAAGCAUAGCUUUUGCUGAGCAACAUAAACCAAAAGACUCUGCUGCUCUCCAUGAUUUGGAAAAAAGUAAAAUUAUUUCUGUUGCCCUCCUAGAAGACAAUGUUACUGAAGUGGAUAUAAAUGAAUGUGAUCUUUCUAUUGAGAAACUAAACGAAACAAUCAGUACACUUCAGCAGGCUAUCUUAAAGAUUUCUCAGCAACAGGAACUGCUUAUGAAAUCUCCAUCAGUGCCAUCACCAGGAACCAGAAGUAACUCUCAGGACCAAAAGAUAAAACCAUCAAUUCAUUUUGUUGAGCCUCUGUCUCCAACUGGAUUGAACAGUCUUCGUAAACCACCUCGAUUUGGUCAAGGAAGGGGUCCUCGGUCAGGAAGACCGGCUGAUCUGAAGGUCGCAAAGGACAGACAACAAAAUUCGACACGUGUUAAAACCCCGACGCCAAGUCUAGAAACUUUACCACAUUUAAGACCAUUUCCAUCCAAUAGCUUGUCAAAGACGCCGACAGAAAUCAGCUUGGAAAGCAGUCCUGAUCUUGGAAGUGGUUCUCAAGAAAAGUGUUUCUUUGACACCUACAGACUUCACGAUGAGAGCAAUCAACGGGCACUCAUUCUCUCCACCUCCAAAGAUGCAAAUAUUAUUUCUGAAAUGAGCAAAGAGGUGAAUAACAGCUUCAAGGAAACGGGGUUGAAUUCUUCUGAUGGCUCAGGAAAAGAAAAUGUCCCAGUGGAUGAGCCCCUGAGAAGCAAGGCCAAUCUCAUCGAAGUGGACUUGUCGGACUUAAAAGCUCCAGAUGAAGGAGAACUUGAAAGCCAGGAUAGCUCUACAGAUAUCAUUAGUGAAGGCGACCAGAAGUCUGGUGUGGGGUUCUUCUUCAAGGAUGAACAGAAAGCAGAAGAUGAGCUCGCAAAAAAACGUGCAGCGUUCCUCUUAAAACAGCAGCGCAAAGCUGAGGAGGCUCGGAUUCGGAAACAGCAGCUGGAGGCUGAAGUUGAACAAAAAAGAGAUGAAGCUCGUCGCAAAGCUGAGGAGGACCGAAUACGGAAAGAAGAGGAGAAAGCUCGAAGAGAACUCAUCAAGCAAGAGUAUCUAAGGAAAAAACAGCAGCAAAUUUUGGAGGAGCAGGGACUUGGAAAGCCCAAAACAAAGCCCAAAAAACCCAGACCGAAGUCGGUCCAUCGUGAAGAAUCCUACAGUGAUUCAGGGACAAAGUGUUCUUCCACACCUGAUAAUUUGAGCAGUGCUCAGUCUGGUUCCAGUCUGUCUUUGGCCUCUGCAGCAACAACUGAACCCGAAAGCGUGCACUCUGGUGGCACGCCAUCUCAGAGAGUUGAAUCUAUGGAGUCCUUACCAAUACUGAGCAGAAAUCCUAGCAGAAACACAGAAAGAGACUGGGAGAAUGCUUCCACAGCAUCUUCUAUUGCUUCAGUGGCAGAAUACACAGGUCCAAAAUUAUUUAAGGAACCCAGCAGCAAAUCAAACAAACACAUUAUUCACAAUGCUAUAUCUCAUUGCUGUCUUGCUGGAAAAGUGAAUGAACCGCAUAAGAAUUCAAUAUUGGAGGAACUAGAAAAAUGUGAUGCCAACCACUACAUCAUUUUGUUCCGGGAUGCUGGCUGCCAGUUUAGAGCACUUUACUGCUACUAUCCUGACACUGAAGAGAUCUACAAGCUGACGGGAACAGGGCCAAAGAGCAUCACCAAGAAAAUGAUUGACAAACUUUAUAAGUACAGUUCGGACAGAAAACAGUUUAACGUGAUUCCAGCCAAAACCAUGUCUGUCAGCGUGGAUGCUCUCACUAUCCAUAACCACUUGUGGCAAGCCAAGCGACCUGCAGUGCCAAAGAAGACUCAGACUCGUAAAUGACACUGAGUUCUUGGGGAAAGGAUCACCGAAUGGGAUUGUGUCGAAAGAAGACACGUUUACUAUUUCCCUCCUGUUUGGUAUGAAAUGUGCAGAACCAUAAACACUUUUUAAGAAGCUUCUAAACAGAAACCGUGGAUGCAAGUUAUUAAGAAUGAAGGAACGUUGCCAGUGUUUUUUUAUGAAUGAUAAAUCUGCUGUUACACCCAAUGCUAACUACUGUG
Mesitornis unicolor (brown roatelo) is the source of this 5057-nucleotide messenger RNA. RefSeq names its product calmodulin regulated spectrin-associated protein 1 (gene CAMSAP1). Bases 1 to 4836 code for a protein of 1611 amino acids. The record is from RefSeq and is a predicted model, not a curated record. Gene Ontology annotation, biological process: negative regulation of microtubule depolymerization; cytoplasmic microtubule organization; neuron projection development. Gene Ontology annotation, molecular function: spectrin binding; calmodulin binding; microtubule minus-end binding. NCBI's taxonomy places the organism in Eukaryota, Metazoa, Chordata, Aves, Mesitornithiformes, Mesitornithidae. Gene Ontology annotation, cellular component: microtubule minus-end. The transcript has 17 exons.